Arabidopsis lyrata subsp. lyrata is the source of this 1788-nucleotide messenger RNA. RefSeq lists its product as uncharacterized. Bases 506 to 1432 code for a protein of 308 amino acids. The transcript has 2 exons. The record is from RefSeq and is a predicted model, not a curated record. NCBI's taxonomy places the organism in Eukaryota, Viridiplantae, Streptophyta, Magnoliopsida, Brassicales, Brassicaceae.
UUUCCAGGCUCACUACCAUAACGGAUUGAGUCACAAGUUGUUAAUAAUUUUAUGUAGGGAUCAGCUGUUAUAGUUUAGUUUGUGUAGAAUUUGACAUGAUGUAUAUAUAGUUCAUAUUAUCAUAUAGGUUUUUUUUUUUUUUUUUCUUUUUGGUAAAAAACAUGUGCAUGUUUUUUUUCUUGUUCUGGCAACACACAUUUUACUUGGUUAAGAUUCAUUGUUAAUUCUUUUAAAUAGAAGAAAAAAAAAUUAGAGCGUGAAAUGAGGUAAGACAGACAAAUUUAGUUGAAAAAAUUAAAAGCCUAGCCAAAAAGUGUCGAACGAAAUGAUUCUCCACUAAUUACGCCUCCAAAAACAUGGAAGUUUCAAAAGUACAACAACCAUAAUCUGUUAUUGUCCACUCACCAAAAAAAAAAAAUUGGCUUAAUUUCUUCCGACAUCUUCCUUUGUUCAUCAUUUUUGGUCUAAUUGAUUCUCUCCCGAAGGCGAUUUUGAACCGGGUAAAAUGAGCCGUCUCCGAGCAUUUUCUGCGCCGGAUUUAGUUCCUUCUGAUUCUGGAUCUAUUACAUCAUCACCAACAAGAACCAUAGAGCACCAAUCUCAUGAAGAUUCUGGUUUAGAAGGAAUCACUACGAACGUGAAGCUACUGCUGAAACUCGUUCAAGAUCACAACGAAGCAACCUCGAGGCACCACGAUGAUUGGAAGGUCCAGAGAGUCAACACGAUGAUGACGAUUCUCGAUGAUCUAAAGACACGAAUCCAGAAAGCUCAACAACAAUCAUCAUCUGGGAAAAAAGAGCUUAGACGAUGCUUCACAGAUCUGAAACCGGGUCAUGAUCUAACCAAGAGUCCAACAAAGCCGCCACAGAACGAUCCUGAAGAUAUUCAGAAACUGAGAAAAGAGUUAAGCGCGAGUAUGGCUGCAAGAAAGAGUCUUCAAAUGAUGUGUUCGAGUUUAGGGAAGGAGAAAGAGAUUAUGGCUUUGGAGCUUUCGAGGAAAGCUCACGAAUUGAACGAAAUGGAGGAGCUUAUAAGUGAUUUUAGGGCUCAAAAUGAGAAAUUACUUAAGAAAGUGCAGAAUUGCGCGGCAGAGCAUAAUAAGGAGAAGAAAGGAGAUGUUGAUUGUCCAGAGGACAACAAUGUGCCUCUACAGGGAAGAAACAAAGAGUUAUCUGAACAGCUUCUCAAGUCUAUUGACGGAUACCGAUCUUUGAAAAGGAAAUACAAAGAUGUUCAAGAAGAAAAUGGAUCAAUGAGACGAGCGCUUAGAGAUUAUGCAGAAGGAGUGAAUGUUGGGACUCAGAGACUAACCAAGUUGCAUGAAAAGAUCACAAGAAAAGAUGAAGUGAAUAUUGAGAAUGAGAUUUCAGAUUUAGAGAAGUUGUUUCAAGGGCUUGGUUUAAAGAUUUCGAAUCAUUCCCAAAAGAAGUAAAAGAAACAGAGAUUUUCAUUUAUGUAUCAAAACAUAGAUUCUAAUCAUGUAAUUUUGGAAUUUUUUCACUUGAAUUCUUGCUAGGUAACAAGAAUUCUGAGAUUUGUCUCUCCUUUUCUUAAAUUUGGAUUUAGCAAUUUGCUCAUAGGUCUAUUGGAAGCCGUAAUCCGUCGUGAGCAAGCUGUACAUGGAUUCCUUCCCUAGAAAUCAACACAGUAUACUAGCAUUCAGCGAUGUUGAUUUAUAGAAAUGUUAUAACAUUGUGUCAUUGCAUACCUUAGAGACCAUUCCACUAGUAUCUCAUUGUAUUCAUGGUGAUCAAAGUCGUGUGUCAUGCCCGUUAAAAGCGCUCUCUU